AUGCAAACACUGGCUGAAUCCAAAUUGACAUCUGACAGUUCUUUUUCGGUUUCGUUCGAUACCUGGAAUGCAGCAGUGAACCAAUAUCCUGAAAAGCUACGACUAAAUUUUACUCUCUACAUUGAUCCCAAAAUCUCUCCAUCCCUUCAGUGUGGAUUUUCUCGUGACACGCCUUGUACUUACCUUUAUCAUGCUUUGUAUCAUCUAGAUUUGAAACUCCAACGAGAUUUCUAUAAUUUCACACACAGUCUCACCAAUUUCAAACGCGCCAUUAUUUUGGAUAUCAUUCUCAUGAAUGACCUCGAAGAAUGUGGAUCAUUCUUACGAUCCAAUUCAUUUUCAAAUUUGAAAUAUUUCAUCAAAAUUCAAUCAGAUCCUUUACGACCAUUAGAAACUUUUCGAUUUGUUUGUUUAAGACAUCAACAAUUUCCAAUUAUUGGAGAUUCUCGUUUGGACAUUCAACUCGUCAUGUUUCACAGGAUUCAACUCUCCAUCUAUCAAUACAAUUGUGUGGGAUAUAAUUAUAUAUUUUCUCAGAUGAAAUUUGAGUAUUCUCAAUUAUUAAUUAAUUUCGAUGCAUGUGGCAAUGGUUUCAUUCAAGGAGAUUAUGUGAUUGUGGAAAAUUGUGAAGUAUUAAGGGCGGGUACAUUUUAUUUAUUUCCUUAUCACUACACUCAAAUUAUAAUUUUAGGAAUGCAAGGUGACGGAUAUUAUUCACUCAUUUUGAUACAAUAUUGUUCACUAGUCAUUAUUAGGGAUUGGAAUUGUCCUUUUGGAACUCACUUUUUUCAAGAUGUUGGCACCUUCCAAGUUUUGAAUUCUCGAAUUGUUGCACAAUCUCUUACUUUAAAUAAGGUCACCAAUGUACUCGUUCAAGACACACAAUUUGAAGAUUUUAAUGCCUUGAGUUAUGCUUCGUUUUAUGCAGAUUUCGGUAAUGAAAUUAACUUUAAAAACGUGAGUGGUGUUAACGGAGAACAAUUGAUACACGUUCAAGGAUAUGUGAAAGUGGUGCUGUCAGAUGUCAAUGUUCAACACAAUGUUGUGGAGAGAGGUCCAAGACCUUCUACCUACUUUCGUGAUGUUGAUGCAAUCAUCUCUCUCACUCAGACCUUUCAAGUGACAAUUGUGAAUUGCUUAUUUUUCAACAAUACUGGAAAAUUAGGAUCUGCAUUAUAUAUGGACAAUAUUUAUCUCAUGGAUAUCGUCUCAUCAUCAUUCAUUUCCAAUAGUGCUGAGACAGGAGGUGCCAUCUAUGUGGCAUCAUUCUCCAAGACUUACUUUUAUGGUCGAGCUGAAUUCAAAAACUGUUUAUUCGACAAUAAUUCAGCACAAGAAUUUGGAGGAGCAGUCUAUAUCAAAAUUGGGCUUUUCAUCCUUUUCACUGAAUGCAAUUUUAGAAAUAAUCGAGCAACAUAUAUGGGAGGUGCCUUUUUCAUUGGUUUUGUCACUAAAUCUAUUUCUAUUGACUACUCUGUAUUCACAAAUAACACAGUCAUUGGCAACCAUGCAUCAUUGGACACUAAAGGCAACCAUGCAUCUGUGGACAGUGGAGGAGGAGCCAUUUGUGUGAGUAAUGUGUACUUGACACAACACGGAGCCAAUUUCAGACCUUUUCAAAAUGCACUCUUUAUUGAAAACUCUGCACCGAGAGGAGGAGCCAUCUUUUACUUUCCUUGGAGUAAUGCAGGAGUACAAUUUCUAAAUAAUACCUUUGUGAGAAAUAGAGCAUCACUGAGUGGAGGAGCCAUGUAUAUUGUGGGAACUCAUCGUCUUGCCAAUGGUUCGAAUGUUUUUAUUAAUAAUACAGCUCAAUAUGGUCCAGAAGUUGGAUAUUCAAUUUUUAAAGUACGAGUCUACAGUGGACAUCAUGUGGACAUGAAGGGUAUUGGUGAUACUUCUACUACUAAUGAUGGCGAUAGUUAUAAUAUCAUUCCUGGAGGUGUUUUUGAAUUUCAGAUCAAAACUUUUGACGAGUUGGGGAAUUAUUUGCCAGCGAGUUCAGAAAAUUUACAAGUCAACUCUACAGAUCCAUUGGUGUAUGUUCGAAAAGUGUUCACUACUCCCAACAGUCUUCAAGUGAUAUUCUACAUUUUGACCAAUGACACUUCCUUUUAUGGAAAUUCCAAUUAUGUGACAAUUAAUGUGACAUUUGCAGGAGAAACAGCCAGAGUGAAUACUGAGAUACUUGUCAAUAUUUAUUCAUGUCCUUCCAAGUACAAACUCGAUAAGGUACCUACUGACUUGGGAAAAAUUGUAUAUGGAUGUGUAGAAAUACCUGAGCCAAAUUAUCUUUUAAUAUUUGGAAUUGCAAUUCCAUUGAGUAUUUUCACAUUUAUUAUUGGUACUUUCAUUGCCAUUGUGGCGACCUAUUCUAUUAAGAUUAUUCGUAGAAAAUUGAAAAUACUUCAAGAGAAGGAAAGAGCUGAACAUGAAAUGCAACAAAAAUUAAUUGACAAGAAUUUGAUUUUUGACAUUAACAUUGACACUGAAGAAUGUGUUACUGGACAAGCAUUUGGAGAUGAACUUUCUCAUGUUGGCUCAACUCAUGAAAUGAUGGAUCAACACAUCAUAAGGACAAAACCUAACACCCUCUCACAAGGAAGCAGUUCUUCACAAAGCAAAAAGAGUAAUUCUUCUUCUUCGAGUUCGAAAAGUCGAGAGUUGGCAAUUCCAUUGCUGUUGAAUGAUCAUGUUCAGCAACAGAAAGAAGCAUCACAAAUUAAUAGUUUUAUUAUACCCAUUGAGGAUAUUAAGAUUGAAAGAAAAAUUGGUGAAGGAGGAAAUGGUGUGGUAUAUUUGGGAUUAUGGCGAAACUUGAAGGUAGCCAUUAAAGCUGUAAAGGCUUUUGAUCUCUCCGAAGAGGACUCUGAUGAAUUCGAUAAGGAAGCAGCAGUCCUCAGUCGCUUACGUCAUUUCAAUGUCGUUCAAUUCUAUGGUGUGACUGUGACCAAACAAAGCAAGUACAUGAUCACUGAAUACUUGUCGAAGGGUAGUCUCGAUCGAAUUAUUUAUCAAUCGAAAAAUGGAAUUAUUGUGUUGACUCUUAGAAGAAGAAUUAAUAUUUUAAUUGAUGUUGCGAAUGGAAUGGAUUAUUUACAUUCAUUGAAACCUGCUAUUAUUCAUCGUGAUUUGAAACCUGGAAAUAUUUUACUCAACGAAUACUUUUCAAGCAAAGUUUGUGACUUUGGUUUGGUGCGUCUCGCUGGACACACUGGACAGAGUUUAACUAAAAACGUUGGAACCCUGCUCUAUUUGGCUCCUGAAAUCAUUUCUUUCGAUAACCAUUUCAGUUUAACCAAUAUGGAAAACACUCUCACAACGAACUCUGCCACAACAACCACAGCAACCACACACUCCAAUCAGCCAAACAAAAAGAAAGCCAAUCUACUCACAAAAGUGGAUGUUUAUUCCUUUGCCAUCGUCAUGUGGGAAUUAUUGUUUGAAAAAACACCAUUUUUAGAAUUCCCACUUCCUAAUCAUGCAAACAAAAAUAACAACAACAGAAUGAGUGGUUCAAUAUCCACUUAUAGAGUGCCGAUUCUCGUUUCCAAAGGUGAACGACCUCAAAUCUUGGAAAAUGAAGAUGAAAUUCAAAGAUGGCUCUCGAGUAGAAAUCCCAAACAAUUUCCAGAUAUAUCUGAAUUGACAAAUCCUGUUGAAUUUGUCACACGAUAUAUCCAAUUAAUGAAAUCUUGUUGGGAUCAAGUUCCACAGAAUCGACCAUCAUUUUCUAAAAUUUUGAAAGAACUCGAAGAAUUGAUGAAAAUGUUCAAGUAG
Naegleria fowleri is the source of this 3780-nucleotide messenger RNA. RefSeq lists its product as uncharacterized. Gene Ontology annotation, biological process: protein phosphorylation. Gene Ontology annotation, molecular function: ATP binding; protein kinase activity. The transcript is spliced from 3 exons. The record is from RefSeq and is a predicted model, not a curated record. Lineage: Eukaryota; Heterolobosea; Eutetramitea; Acrasida; Naegleriidae. The coding region runs from base 1 to 3780 and encodes 1259 amino acids.